GGCAGCGGACAGAGCCAGAUGCGGUCGGGGUCAGCCGCUCCUUGAACUCCCCUCCCACGGCGUUCCGAUCGGGCCUUGGCCCUUCCACGCGCGCUGGCGCCCGCCCAGGUCUCGCCGCUUGCCCGCUUCGCUGGUGACUGAUGGCAAUGCCCAACAUCUGCUGCAGUUUGAGCAAGCAACACAAAUGGAAGAUAGCAGCCUGUGUGAUGAUGUUCUCCGUGCUUCUUGUAGCUUUUGAUUCUCCGUUCAGGACUUUGAUCAGCAAGUACCUCAGCUCCAUUGUACCAUCCUCAGGCUCAUCACAUGACACUACAUUAACUCAAGAGUAAGGAAUCGGAAUUUAUCCUCGGAGCGUGCCACUAACCUGAGUAACAGCAAGCCAGGGCAACAAAUCGAACAUGGCACACAUAACAUGAACACCAGUUCAACAAAUGCAACUUCCAGUUGGAGCAUUGUGAAAGAGGAGUUUACAUUUCCAGCGGCUGGUCGUUCUUUCAACAACUGUCAUGCUUCCACAAUUGUAGAGAUUGAGAAAGACAAUUUUUUGGUCUCAUAUUUUGGUGGAUCCAUAGAGGGUGCUCCUGAUGUCAAAAUCUGGACACAAAGAUACAGUGAUGGCUACUGGCAUCCUCCAGUAGUAGCUGAUGAAGAAAAUGCGACAGCAAUGUGGAAUCCUGUUUUAUUUCAGCUCCCCUCUCGUGAGUUGCUUCUCUUCUACAAGAUAGGUGAACAUCCCCAGAAUUGGAGUGGUGCCAUGAAAAGAUCGCUCAAUGGUGGCAUGUCCUGGUCGGAGAGAGAGCAGUUACCACCUGGUAUUCUUGGCCCUAUAAAGAACAAGCCCUUUUUGCUUGAUGACGGGCGCUUACUAUGUGGGUCAUCUGUUGAAAGCUGGAACUCUUGGGGUGCAUGGCUUGAGGUCACAGAUGAUGCUGGCUGGACAUGGAGGAAAUAUGGUCCUAUAUUUGUCGAAAGUGAGAAACUUGGGGUGAUUCAACCUGUCCCCUACCAGACCACCAAUGGGACUAUACGUAUGCUGCUGAGGUCUUAUCAAACCAUCGGUCGGGUAUGCAUUGCUGAUUCCAGUGAUGGAGGUUUAACAUGGGGUUAUGCGCGCAAGACUGAGCUGCCAAACCCCAAUUCUGGAAUUGAUGGAAUCAAGAUGAAGGAUGGAAGAGUUGCGCUUGCAUAUAACACCGAGUCCAGAGGUAUCCUCAAAGUCGCAGUCUCCUUGGACGACGGCAUCUCAUGGGGCGAGGUGUUGACGCUGGAGAACACCGAAGGCGUGGAGUUCUCGUACCCUGCCGUGAUCCAGACCAUGGACGAGCUCGUGCACGUCACCUACACGUACAACCGGACACAGAUCAAGCAUGUGGUUCUUCGGCCCAGUUGAGUUGUGGGAGUCUUGAGUUUGCGGCUGGACAGAACCGAUGGAGGUUUUAAGUGUACUGUAGUGCCGUGAAGGCUCUGCUGUUACUCCUCUGAAUUUGUGUCUGCUCAUGUAGGAGGGAGAUUCUCACUUGUAAAGCAACAUGCUUGACAGUUUUUUUUAUGUUCUUGUUAACGACGAUUUGAUGUGAAAGUGAAACUACUGCGUCAGAGUGAAGAUACAAGUAUACAACUAGUUUUGUUCA
Messenger RNA from Setaria italica (foxtail millet), 1631 nucleotides. RefSeq lists its product as uncharacterized. Lineage: Eukaryota; Viridiplantae; Streptophyta; Magnoliopsida; Poales; Poaceae. The record is from RefSeq and is a predicted model, not a curated record. The transcript is spliced from 10 exons. Bases 413 to 1390 code for a protein of 325 amino acids.